CAUUUUUUAUGCAUAUCAUAAUACAGGAGUUAUUUGCUUAACAAAAAAAUUGCCCAUGGCCAGGCUGUCUUACUGUGGUGUGCUACCUGGAUGUGGAGAAAAUAAACUUUGUUAGCGCAUGCAUUCAAUAUCAAUGAAUGAAAAUGAAAUCGUUCAGCUUGUUUUAUUCAAUAUGGGUAUAGAAAGAAGAAGAGCGCACCCUAUACAUCUCCAUGGUUAUUCGUACUACGUUGUCAUGAUGGGGUAUUCAACUUAUAACAAUGUGACAGGUGAAUUCAUCUCACAAAACGAGGACAUUAACUAUCGUGGUGUUGGUGGCCUAAACCAAAGCUUCUGUAAUAAGGCUACGUGGAGCGAUCCAAGCUGGCUAGGAGGUAAUGUACCGGGUAUAGAGCUUCAAUAUGCACCGCGGAAGUAUACACUUUUGAUCCCUUGCGAAUCAUAUGCGGUGAUACGAAUAAAGGCCGGUUACUGGGGCGUGUGGCUGAUGCAUUGUCAAAUAGCUCCUCACUUUCAGGAUGGCAUGGGGUUAGUUUUGAAUGAUUCCUUCGCGUUGCAAUCAAAGUCAUCUCCGCCAAUCGGGUUUUCUCAGUGCAUGAGUUUUCCAUCUGCGUAUGAAACGAGGAAGGAUGGUGAAAUAGAAGAAAGGAAAGAUGCCGUAGUUGAUGAAGACCAGACAUCUGAAAACAACGUGUACAAAGUGGCCUUCUGGGUGAUGUUACCUGUGAUGAUGGUGCUGCUUCUGCUCAUAAUUGCCUACAUCGUAUAUCUUCGCAAACAAAACCUGACAAUCAUACAGGGAUCAGAUGCUGGAACGGAAAUGACAGUCAGGUUAUAAGUCAACCUUUUUUUUUUUAUCAUGGCGUCCAUUUUGUUUUUCUUGCAUUGUCAUUCCAAGAAUUGCCCGAUGCAAUUCUAACAGCAACUGAAACUAUUUGUGUGUUAAUAGACGUACGUAUUGACAAAUGAAUAAUUGUAAAACAAUACAGAAUGAUAGGGUGUGUUACCAAAAUCCAAAUUACUGUUCAAGAAAGAGACAAAAUCAGAGUAUUUUCGACUAAAUGUUCGUUCCUCCUAAUGUUAUAGAAAGGUGUUCAGGAGGAAAGCAUGACAGCAAGGGGUCUUGAAGGUGUUUGUUUUGGUGACAUUCCUGAUAUAUAACAUAAGUCACGUUUGUGGUAAUAGUUUAAGGCUUCAUUGUAUUUGUCUAACCUUUUCCGGUGAAUUAAUGUCUGUAACACUACUAGGUGCAUUCAUUUAUAUAUAUUAAAACUGAUGUAUAUUCUUCUAGUUUGAGUUUGAUUUUCCUAAAGUGAACUCAAGUUAUUGGACGGAAACCAUUGUGCGGACGACGCCGACACCGACGCCGACAUAGUAAUAUCUAUAUGUCACCUUUUCAAGGCGACACAAAAAUGAUGUUAGAACACCUUUUGACCCGUCCACAUUCGGUAAGAACGCUAACGCGGACACAUGGCUUAAGUGUAUUAUUAAAAUGGGUACCGGAUUGAGCACAUUUCUGUUGUCCCCAUUUUUGCAUUCUUACAGAAAGUGGACGCGUUGAAUAGGUCCUGUGAAACAGCCACCUUAGGCGAUCAUCGCUAAAUUUCGCUAACACAAAUUCUUUGGGAACUCUCGGAUGAAUCAAAAUGUCGCAUAUUUCUCGAUGAGUUCAGGAGGGACCGGAAAUAGUUUUUCCUCAAAAACGCUAACAAUACACAACACAAUGAUAUCUCCUUCCGCGAAGUAUUUGUUUGUGAUUAAAUAAUAUGAUUUACGCUUUUAUAUGUUUGAGGACAUUUGUUUAAGAUAAAUAGAUUAUAGAAAAACAUACACAAUGACCUGUUUUAUCCCUGAGUAUUCCGAAAUAUUUUCUGUACAAAUUAUUACGCUUGCUUCCUGAUUUGUGCGAGGGGAGGUAACUCGUAUACUAUCUAGUUGAUGCGACAUUGGAAUGUCAGUUCGAGGUCUUGGGUUGAUAAAAAUGGCCCUCAUCCGUCGAAAAUUGUUUUUAGUCUCGCAUUUUCCAAUUUGCAACCGAUAAGUGAAAUACCAAAUUGCUUUUAUAUUUGAUACUUGAAAAGAAAGUAGAAUACUUCUGAUGUUUCCAUGGCGAUAAAGUGGUUGCAUGUUUUAAAUCAGUCGAUGGUGAAAUGCUUGUACAAAAUAUAUGAAACAUGAACGUUUGAUUCAACAAGUCACAGGAACAGAUAAGGUUAGCCUAUUCAUCGGAAACAAAUUAAAACUUCCGAGACGAGUUUCUUCACGAAAGUUGUCAAAUAUCUAAUCGUCAUACUGAUCAGUUAAUGCACAGAGAGAGAAAAAACUCUUAAUUUGAGUACAAUCUAAACACCAAAAUAUAAUGGGAGAAUAAAUCACAGUUAUGUUAUAAAUAGGGAAUCGCGAUGUGGUUUAUCAAGAAACAUGACUGACAUCACGGAUCAAUCCAUCUAAGAAUUAAACUAAAUUAUUGUAUGCCAAUUCAAGUGAGGUUUAAAAACAUAAUUCUUCACCGUUCAUCACAUCUUUAACGCAACUUCAGCGUUUUUAAAGUAAAUUAAAUUCCUUAAAAUGACAAAGGAUAAUCAUCAAUAAAACAAUUAGGAAUGCAUUUUUUUAA
Messenger RNA from Pecten maximus, 2617 nucleotides. RefSeq lists its product as uncharacterized. Bases 119 to 838 code for a protein of 239 amino acids. Gene Ontology annotation, biological process: iron ion transport. NCBI's taxonomy places the organism in Eukaryota, Metazoa, Mollusca, Bivalvia, Pectinida, Pectinidae. Gene Ontology annotation, cellular component: plasma membrane. The transcript is spliced from 2 exons. Gene Ontology annotation, molecular function: copper ion binding; oxidoreductase activity. The record is from RefSeq and is a predicted model, not a curated record.